Limanda limanda (common dab) is the source of this 2438-nucleotide messenger RNA. It is a transcript of the gene pibf1, whose product is annotated as progesterone immunomodulatory binding factor 1. The transcript has 18 exons. Bases 104 to 2392 code for a protein of 762 amino acids. NCBI's taxonomy places the organism in Eukaryota, Metazoa, Chordata, Actinopteri, Pleuronectiformes, Pleuronectidae. The record is from RefSeq and is a predicted model, not a curated record. Gene Ontology annotation, biological process: cilium assembly. Gene Ontology annotation, cellular component: centriolar satellite.
UCUUCCUCACGCUAGAGUCGGUGUGUUGUCUGUUCCGAACCGAGGAGGCAGCCAUAUUGUUGCUCGGUCGUUUGUUGUCGUUUCUCCCCCCCGACCUCCCAAGAUGCCUCCCAAGAAGCAUCAUCUGAGGCCGACAGCCGCCAACGUGUCCAGCUCCCUGGACCUGGAGUCGGAGGACAUCAGCCUGGAGACCACGGUGCCCACCACGGAGGACGUGUCCUCGUCCGACGAGCAGCGGGCCGGCUCCGGGAAGGUGACCCGCCAGCAGAUCGAGAGGAGGGAGCUGCUGCACAGCGUCCAGCUGCUGAGGAUCGAGCUGUCUCAGAAGAGCCUCAUCGUGGACAACAUGAAGGCGGACCACAUGUGCAAGGUGGACGAGCUGGAGGAGAGGCUGAAUGAUGCUCUCCAUCAGAAACAGGUGCUGACCCUGAGGCUGGACAGCCAGCUGAAACUGGCCCAGGAGGAGAACAGGAAGCAGCAGACUCUGCGGAAGCAGGAGAUGGAAGCCAUCCUGCUCAGGCAGCAGCAGCUGGAGGAGACCAACCGGCAGCUGUGUGAAAAGGCUGGAGAGCUGCGGAGGUCACUCAGGGAUCUGGACAUCUCUCAAGACAGAUUCCACGAGCUCCGUGACCUCCCGGAGGACAGAAUGUCCAUUCAGGAAUACGUAGCUGUUCGUUUCUAUGAGGUGGUGACUCCUCUGAGGACUCAGCUGGCUGAGCUCAGUAUGAAGAAUGGCAGUUUGAAUGAAGUGGCGGACCGACACAGGACUCAGAUGAAAGCUUUGAUGGAGAGCUACGAGGAGGAACGGCGGCUUCGUGCUGAGCUGGAGAUGAGGAGCCAGAGAGUGACCCUGGAACUGGCCGAUACCAAACAGCAGAUCCAUGAAGGGGACUACCGCCGAGAGAACUAUCCAAACAUCAAACGAGACCGUGACCACUUCGAAACCGAACUGAAGGAGUUGAAGAGAAGAUUUGAGACUCUGGACCUGAGUCACACUGCAAUGACCAGAGAAAGGGACACACUCAGCAAAGAGGUGGCAACAUUGCAGCAGUCGGUGAAUCUCCUACAGAAAGACAAGGACUAUCUCCACAGGCAGAACCUGGAGCUGAGUGUUCGAUGUGCACAUGAAGAGGACCGGCUGGAGAGGCUGCAGGUACAAUUAGAAGACACAAAGAAUGCCAGGGAGAACACCUACGAGAAAUACGUAGCAUCCAGAGACCACUAUAAGUCUGAGUACGAAAACAAGUUAAGAGAGGAGUUGGAGAACAUCCGACUGAAAACAAGUCAGGAGAUUGACAACCUGCAGAGAACCUCCAGGGAGAUGUACGAGAGGGAAAACAGGAACCUGCGAGAGGCCAGAGACAACGCUGUGCUGGAGAAAGACAGAGCGGUGGCAGCUGAGAGAGACGCUCAGUCCAGAUACGAUCAGCUGCUGGAACAGUUUCGGCAGCUCCAGCUGGGCACUGACAGCCGGGUGGCGGAGCUGUCUAACCAGGCCAAGCUGCACUCCUUCGAAGCCGAACGCGCUCAGAUGGUCAAGGAGGAAACGGCCAAGGCCCUGGCCCAGUGCCAGGUGGAGUGUGAAAAACAGCAGAAGAAACUGGAGCUCCUCACGCAGGAGUUUUACAGGCUGCAGACGUCAUCAGAGAAGCGGGCGGCGGAGCUGCAAGCUCAGAAUGCCGAGCAGGCCUCUCGCCUGGAGACGUACGAAAGACUCGAGCAAGAGUUGGACCAAGUGACCAUGCAGGCGGCUGAAAUUGAGAAUGAAGAGGAGGCCGAGAGAGUUUUAUUCUCGUACGGCUACGGAGCCAACGUUCCCACGACGGCCAAGAGGAGACUCAAACAGAGCGUUCACCUGGCCCGCAGGGUUCUGCAGCUGGAGAAGCAGAACACGUCGCUGAGGAGGGAGCUGGAUCAACACAAGUCACACACGGGACAGAUAUCUGAGGAGCUGGUGGCAGCCAACCAUCUGUUACAGCAGACGCAGCAGCCCUACAGCUACCUGAUCGAGACGGUGAGGCAGAGGGACGCUCAGAUCAGCUCACUGAAGGAAUGUGUCGCUUCACUAGAGGACGACAUCAGCUCUCUAAGAAAAGAACGGACCGCUCUGCAGCAGGUGAAAAACAACAUGGCCGCCGACCUGGAGAGACUCCUCAACCAUCGAGAGGAGUUAGCGGUGAUGAAGCAGGUCAUGAUCAGCAUGCGGUCCAGACCGGGAGACGCUCCUGACCCGUUGGAAGCUGGGGUCAUGGCGUCUGCUGCGGGAAAGCAGCAGGUCAAACGAAUCAUCAGGACGAAGGAGGAAGAGUCACCGAACAAACCCAAACCCACUGUGUUCACGAAAAAAGAAGUUCCUGGUCGGUUCCAAAAGCAGAAGCAGAAAACCAAAUGAAAUUCAUUCAUUUUCACUCAGGGCUUUUUAACAAUUUUAGGUUUUA